AUGGAAAUGGACUCUGGAUCCGUUUGUUCUAUUGUCAACUUGAGGACAUUGAGCAAGCUGGGAAUCUCGAAGAAGGCGCUCCGACCAAGUUCCAAGGGCGGGCGGACGUGCACACAGCAGCCUGUUUGUGUCGUGGGCGAAGUGGAAGUUCCUGUAAAGUACAACAGUAGAGAGGGCAAACUACCCCUGCUCGUCACGAAAGGGUCGGUAGUCAGCAUCCUGGGGAGAGACUGGUUCCGACCGCUAGGCAUAACACUGGAGGGACUGCACCAGCUCAGCGGAGCUCCAGCUUCCAAAAGUUCCAGUCGAGAAGUCCAACCAGCUGCACGCAACCCGAGCAAGGUGGUGACAAGCGUAAAAAAUCUGCUGCAGGACUAUCCAGAUGUGUUCAAACCUGGGCUGGGCAAAAGCAGGGGUCUUCCUGUGCGGAUCUUAGUGGGUGAGCAAGCCACGCCCAAGUUUCACAAGCCACGGCAAGUACGUUUCGCGCUACUGCCCAAGGUGGAGGAAGCCAUCGAACAGUUGGUCGAGCAAGGCAUUUACGUUCCCAUUAAGCAUUCCCGCUGGGCGACGCCAAUUGUGCCGAUUCUGAAGAAGAACGGAAAGAUGAGAAUUUGCGGGGACUACAAGGGAACACUCAACCCAGUCGUCAAGUGGGAGACGUAUCCGCUUCCAACUCCAGAACAACUGCUCGCAAGACUGGGAGGAUGUGCAGUGUUUUCUCGGCUGGACUUGGAUCAAGCUUAUCAGCAACUCUGUGUCGAUGAGGACACCGCCAUGCUGCAGACCGUGACAACGCACAAGGGCCUGUUCAAGGUGACGCGAUUGUAG
Molecule: messenger RNA, 831 nt
Organism: Rhipicephalus sanguineus (brown dog tick)
Lineage: Eukaryota; Metazoa; Arthropoda; Arachnida; Ixodida; Ixodidae
Exons: 1
Coding region: 1-831 (276 amino acids)
Source: RefSeq, a predicted model, not a curated record